AUGACGUCGGAUGAGGUCUCUCGCUCACGAGAAGCUCGAGAUACACAACCAGCCAGUCAGGUGUCACCGCCAGGAAGCCUGUAUGCCAUGAGUGAUGAUGAAGAGGGUGAAUACAAUACCAUCACACAUACGGAGACAGGAAGAGGUGUUAAGCUACUCUACUCCAAGAGCAAGGUUUACAUCCACCCAACGCCUUCCUCCAAAGACAAUAUCCCCGGCUUCAUAGCCCUCCUUCAGCAAAAGCCAGGGCCUGGCGCCAGACCCUCCUCUGCCGACUCCCGAAACUCCCAGUCCAUAGCCUCCUCCGACCUCUUGCUAGCAUGGCUGCCCGAAUCCCAGCUUGGCGAGGCCGCCAGCACCUAUGUCAAAGUCGAUCUUGCUGAUGGCGACUCUCCGCCCAAACAGUCCUACCUCGUUCCUCCGCCGCCCACGGUCACCACCCACCGCGGAUCCAUCGGCCAUUAUUCCUUCGCCAUCCCGGUCAGCGCCAUAUACAGUCUGCUCGUGCGCCCGCCCAGCCUAGGAUGGUGGUUCGGUUCAGUCAUCAUCAACAGCCGGGCUGGGGAUAGCUUUCCCGCCCUGUUCUUCCACGACAGCGAGUGUGAGUCCACGAUUCUACAAAAGAAGAAGCACAUGAAGGACAAAUUCGACCCGUUUGGAGAGAGCGGCCAGAUGUUCUGGGGUGGAGAUGAGGUCCUUAGGUGGCUGAGGAGAUACAUAAAAAUCGAGAGGAGCGAGGCGGAGCCGAACAUUUACCUGGUCGAGCCCACCAAAGAAGACAGUGAAGGCUUCGGCAGCAAACCCACGGCCAGCACACCGUCUUCGAUCGGCCGAAAGGAUAGUAGCCGCGGAGUGUCGGUGGGCGGUGCUGCAGGGGCAAAUCCAGGCUCCGGUGCUGGCUCUAGCAGAGACGCACAGAUGGAUCCCUUCACCAAGUUCGUGAAGGAAACUGGGUGGAACAUCAUGGAGAAAUUCAGCAAAGUGACCACCUUCACGCGGAAUGCCGCCAAUGACGUCCUCGACAACCCUCGCGUGCCGCCGCAGAUGAGAAGUCUGCUGCGCAACCCCGAGGUGAAGACGCUACAGGAUGAGUUUGACAGUGCGAGAAUAUACCUGGCGCGAUGGGCGAUGGGCAUAGCGGAACAGAGCGAGCGGGAUCGCCGCCAAAGGAUAUGGACUGCACAGGAUGUCAUGGAGAUGGAGGACACUGAUGUGGGCGAGUUUGAGUUGCUGGAGGGCACGAGCUCUUUCUCGCUGGAAGAGAGGCGACGACCUGUCACGUCAAAGGAAUGGGCCACAUUCUUCGACGAGAGGACAGGGAGGCUCUCCGUUACCGUGGAUGAAGUUAAGGAAAGAGUAUUCCACGGCGGGCUUGACCCCGAAGACGGUGUGCGUAAAGAAGCAUGGUUGUUUCUUUUGGGUGUCUACGAUUGGCACAGCACCGAGACUGAGCGCAAAGCCCAGAUCGCUUCACUCAGAGACGCAUAUGUGAAGCUUAAAGGUUCGUGGUGGGAGAGACUAGUCGAUCUCGGCGGGCAGGGAGAGGAAGGCGAGUGGUGGAGAGAGCAACGUGCGCGCAUAGAAAAGGACGUCCACCGCACUGACCGCAAUGUUCCCAUCUUUGCGGGCGAGAAUAUUCCCCAUCCCGACCCUGACUCUCCUUUCGCAGAAGUAGGCACGAACGUCCAUAUGGAGCAGAUGAAGGACCUUCUACUCACGUACAACGAGUACAACAAAGAACUCGGCUACGUGCAAGGCAUGUCGGAUCUCUUGGCGCCAAUCUACGCCGUGAUUCAGGAUGAUGCGAUAGCCUUCUGGGCUUUCCAGCACUUCAUGGACCGCAUGGAACGCAACUUCCUGCGUGAUCAGUCCGGCAUGCGCACGCAGCUGACGACGCUGGAUCAGUUGGUGCACUUCAUGGACCCCAAGCUGUGGGAGCACCUGGAGAAGGCGGACAGCACCAACUUUUUCUUCUUCUUCAGGAUGCUGCUGGUGUGGUACAAGCGGGAGUUUUCCUGGAUGGACGUCCUGCGGCUCUGGGAGGCCCAGUGGACGGAUUACAAGACCAGCAGCUUCCACUUGUUUGUGGCGUUGGCUAUCCUGGAGAAACAUCGGGACGUGAUUUUGACGCAUCUGAAGCACUUUGAUGAGGUGCUGAAAUACGUGAAUGAGUUGUCCGGUAGAAUCGACCUCGAGUCCACACUCAUCCGCGCCGAGGCACUCUUCAGGAAAUUUCAGCGUCUUAUCGAAGCCAUUGACAAGAAACCCAACUUCCCAGCCCCUCGCUUCAAUUUCAACACGGCCGCACCAUCACUCUUCCCUCGUCCAUCUCCUCCCGCCGCCAACGAUAACAGCAACAAUAACCGCCCUUCCACACCCUCAGGUAGCAGUGGCACCCAACAGCAACAAGCGAACAAGGGCAAGCAGCCCGAGCCCAAGAGUCCGGGCGGCCAGCCUCAGAAGGUGAUCACUCCGGAGCUGAGGAAGCUGCUGAGCAGGGAAGUCGUGGUGUUGCCACGGAAGGAGGUGGAGGGGAAGGGGGAUGGAUUCCUGUCGAAGCCCGCGGAUGGGCGUAAAUGA
This is a messenger RNA of Diaporthe amygdali, 2580 nucleotides long. RefSeq lists its product as uncharacterized. Lineage: Eukaryota; Fungi; Ascomycota; Sordariomycetes; Diaporthales; Diaporthaceae. Gene Ontology annotation, biological process: activation of GTPase activity. Gene Ontology annotation, molecular function: GTPase activator activity. The record is from RefSeq and is a predicted model, not a curated record. The transcript has 4 exons. Bases 1 to 2580 code for a protein of 859 amino acids.